AUGGAUCCACAGUCUGGAUUCACGUGUGUCACUUGCCAUCUCUUGUUCCGAGAUUCGGAAGUCCAGAGGGAGCAUUAUCGUUCUGAUUGGCAUCGUUAUAACAUGAAAAGACAGGUUGCUGAACUUCCCCCAGUAACAGCUGAACAGUUCCGUGAGAAGGUUUUGAGUUUUCAACAAGAAAAAGAGCUGAGCAAGACUACUGAAGAGGAUUUUUAUUGCAAAGUGUGCAGCAAGCUUCUCAAGUCAAAAAAUGCUUUUGAAAACCAUAUCGCUAGCAAAAAGCAUAAAGAGCAAGAGCGUAGCCAUGAUGAUGAGAAACCUGUGUCUAAGAAGACUCGCCAGCCAGUACCUGUUGUAAAAGCACAGACAGCAGAGCCUGAUAAUGAAGAAGAGGAUGACGGUGAUAGCUCUGGAUGGGAAACUGAUAAUGGUUCAGAUGACGGCUAUGAUUAUGAUGAAUCGCAGGCAUUGCCAGCUACUUCUUGCUUAUUCUGUCCAACUGUCAAAUCUACCGUGGAAGGAAAGCUCGAACAUAUGCGAUUCCAUCAUGGAUUCUUGAUCCCAGAUAAAAAAUACCUAACUGACGAAAAGGGGUUGUUGAGGUAUUUAGAUUUGAAAGUUGGUGCGGGAAGAUGUUGCAUUUACUGCCCAGAUUUCAAAGCGAGAUAUACCAACAGUAUGGAUUGUCAGAAACAUAUGAGAGAUAAAGAGCACUGCAAGCUUAGAAGAGAUCCUGAGAGCAUGUUGGAGUUAGCAGAAUUUUACGAUUAUAGCCCAAUGUAUGAGGAACUGGAAAGCGCUCCUAGUGACGUAAUUUAUGAUGAUGGGUGGACUCUAUCUCUCCCUUCCGGUGCAAAAAUCGGACACAGAUCCCUCAUGGUGUACUACCGACAGUAUAUGAACCCAUUCUCCAAUCCUAAUCAAGUGCGUGCACGUUCCGCAAUCGACAAAGCUAAAGGAUUACUUCCCGCUCUGGCAUGGACUAAUACAACAGGUAAACAAGCUCAUCAAGUUGCACGAGAUUUGAAAUUCAUUGAACGCUAUAGAAGAAGAUUUGAUUUACGUUGCAAAAACUCUUCUAAUAAAGCUAGACGACUCUUCAAAACGCGUGGAAGAGUCGGAGACAACUGA
Molecule: messenger RNA, 1131 nt
Organism: Auanema sp. JU1783
Lineage: Eukaryota; Metazoa; Nematoda; Chromadorea; Rhabditida; Rhabditidae
Source: the annotation of a GenBank genome assembly